This is a messenger RNA of Taeniopygia guttata (zebra finch), 1592 nucleotides long. It is a transcript of the gene TMPRSS3, whose product is annotated as transmembrane serine protease 3. NCBI's taxonomy places the organism in Eukaryota, Metazoa, Chordata, Aves, Passeriformes, Estrildidae. The record is from RefSeq and is a predicted model, not a curated record. Gene Ontology annotation, biological process: proteolysis. Gene Ontology annotation, molecular function: serine-type endopeptidase activity; protein binding. Gene Ontology annotation, cellular component: membrane.
GAAGAACAUGGCAAGGCAGUUCUUGCUGGAUUGAUCCUAUUCUCGAAAAAAUACCAUGUAUUUCACAAACUUGCAUAAAACAGAGAAAGAUUUGUAGUCAUGAUUUGGCAUGAUGCUCUGUUAUUUUUUACCAUGACAUCAUUCUCAUUUCUGCUAUAGUUAGCAGUAAAAAGAUGCUUUGUAUAAGUUUGUGUUGCCUUUAGGAUAAAAUACAUCUCAAUUUUUCAACAAAGAAGAGAAGAAAAAAUUAAAAAUUAUUCAUCCUCCCUGCCACAAAACAUAACUCUAGAAAAAGGAGAAAAUGAGCUUGUAAGUGGCUCAGGAAAUAUGCCAGCCACUUACAAUGAAAAGCUUCAUUGUAAUAUUACAAUUAAACUUUACUUUCUCUGCCAGUUAAAUGCAUCUCAGCAUGUGUGGCUUCCACACAUGAUUAUGUCAAAAAUACAUGCACAUGGUAAGGAGCAUAGCGGGAGGAAAUAAUUACUUUUAUAGAAUGCCAGCAUCUGAUUAUUGUGGUUUUUCAUUAGCAGAACCGGUGAAUUAUUUAGGCAGAUUGCUGCAAUGCUGUCUGGGGAAGCUGUGUUUAUGGUUUAUUUGCAGUUAUGUGAGCUCAGGUGACCUGCCCGUGGCUGCAGUUGAAAAACAGUUCCAAAGACAUUUCGUAUCCCUCGGCCACUGGUUCUCAGCCGAUCAAGGGACAUCCCUGCACAAUGCCACCAACCUCAGGGAGGAAUGCUCUUCUGGCAAUGUGAUCAUCUUAAAGUGCUUGGCGUGUGGGACCCGAGCCAGCUACGGGGCGCGGAUCGUGGGGGGCAACGCGUCGUCCCCCCGGCAGUGGCCGUGGCAGGUCAGCCUGCAGUUCCAGGGCCACCACCUGUGCGGGGGCUCGGUCAUCACCCCGCUCUGGAUCCUCACGGCCGCCCACUGCGUCUACGACCUGUACUUGCCGAGCUCCUGGAGUGUUCAGGUCGGUUUUGUGACUCAGCAGGACACCCAGGUUCACCCACAUUCAGUGGAAAAAAUCAUUUACCAUCGGAAUUAUAAACCCAAGACUAUGGGGAAUGACAUAGCACUGAUGAAACUGGCAGCACCUCUCACUCUCAAUGGUCACAUUGAACCGAUCUGUCUGCCCAAUUUUGGUGAACAUUUCCCAGCAGGGAAAAUGUGUUGGGUAUCAGGAUGGGGAGCAACUGUGGAAGGAGGUGACACAUCUGACACCAUGAAUUAUGCAGGUGUCCCUCUGAUUUCCAAUGCAAUUUGCAAUCACAGGGAUGUCUACGGUGGGAUCAUAACUUCUUCAAUGCUUUGUGCUGGUUUCCUAAAGGGAGGAGUGGACACCUGCCAGGGAGAUAGUGGGGGGCCUUUAGCCUGUGAAGAUAUGAGUGUCUGGAAGCUGGUGGGGACCACCAGCUUUGGAGUGGGCUGUGCAGAGAAGAACAAGCCGGGUGUCUACAGCAGAACCACCUCCUUCCUGGACUGGAUCCACGAGCAGAUGGAGGUCUGGGCUGGCACUGCUCCUCCACCUCUGGCUGUCACUUUGUGCCACACAAAGUGGGGUUUGGCCCCUAUUUGUCAGAGCUGAGCUGUCUUGG